AUGUCUGAUCAUAGUCAACCCACCAGCCCCGUGCACUCACCCAGUUCAACAGGCUCGCCCCGAGCAGCUGUUGAAAUACUCGAGCCACCCUCUUCCGGCUUUGCUAUUACCGAGACUUUGCGUAAUCUAGGCACGACCGUUCGGAGUGUUAUCUCCAACUUUGGCCAAACGUCAGCGUCGGUUGGCAGUGCAAUGGAGGUUGAGGCCGAGGAUAUGGAAAUGGACGCGAACGACGUUGUCAGCGCUGGACCAGCCUCACCAAACUCGCCUUCGUUUGGGUCGGUGGCUUCGCUAUCUGGUGAUGGAGGGAGGAGCGAGGGCUUCUUGUCGCCAAGAAGUGAUUUUACGUCGAGAACUCUUGCAAGUCAUUCACCAAUAUUGGCUGCAACGUCCCGUCGGCAGCUCGAUAUUUCUCAGUUUGGCACAAGUCGGAAGGGUGGCAUUGAUCAUGAUGACAUAACUCUUGCUGGUCAGGCCUUUUCUCCGCGUCGGCGUGGCGACGUUCAACCUUCUCAGUCCAUAGAUAUUGCUCGUCUAUUGGACAGUGACGUGCGCCUUCGCGAUUCUGGUGAUAGGCCCAGAGCUAUUCGUGAUCCAGCUGGGGCAAUAUCUUAUAUAGCUGGCAGUUCUAUUAGUCUACUCGAGGUUAAAGUGGCAUUUAAAGACUAUUUGGAGAAUUUCAGAAUGCAGAUGAGGAAAGAGAAAGAAGGGAAAGAAGUCAACGAAGAAGAUCUAGAACCUUUCUAUCCAAGAUACCUACAGAAGAAUAUGGAGAUGGGUGAUAACAGAUUCAACCUUGAUCUUCAGAACCUGCUUGCAUACCCUCCUACUGUUAAAUUGUAUCAUCAUUUAAUCAAGUAUCCUCACGAAAUAUUGACUACGCUGGAUGAUGUUGUUACCGAAGUUAGACCGUUUAAUAUUGGCAAAUCGACAAACAUGAGAGAUUUGAAUCCUUCUGAUGUCGACCAUCUUGUAUCAAUUAAAGGACUGCUUAUUAGGGUAUCACCAGUAAUUCCUGAAAUGACGAUAGGUGAUCAGAUUGAUAGCCAACAAAUCCGACUCGAAAUUACUGGUGUCUUCCGAUCAACACCGAUGAGAGUCAAUCCGCGUCAUAGAAACGUCAAGUCGUUAUUCAAGACAUUUAUCGACGUGGUACAUAUUCGCAAAUCGGAUAAACGUAGAAUUGCCGCCGAUAGGGAAUCUCUUGAAAACGAUCCGGAUAUGACUUACGACGAAAGCGAUGAAAUACGUACUGAUGCCGAGGGAGAUGAGGCUCGACUAAUCGAGUUGUCCCGUCGAUCUGAUUUGUAUGAACUGUUGUCACGGUCAUUGGCUCCUAGUAUCUAUGAAUUGGAUGAUGUGAAGAAGGGCAUAUUAUUACAAUUGUUUGGUGGGAACAAUAAAGUAUUUAAAAGAACGGCGGCACCACGCUAUAGAGGUGAUAUUAAUAUAUUAUUGGUGGGCGACCCUGGAACGAGUAAAUCACAGAUUUUGCAGUAUGUGCAUAAAAUUGCAUCACGUGGUGUAUAUACAUCUGGUAAAGGUUCUUCAGCUGUGGGAUUAACAGCAUAUGUUUCACGUGAUCCUGAUACGAGACAACUGGUAUUAGAAAGUGGUGCGUUGGUGCUCAGCGAUGGCGGUGUCUGUUGUAUUGAUGAAUUCGAUAAAAUGUCUGAAUCAACUAGAUCGGUACUUCAUGAGGUCAUGGAACAACAAACAGUGUCCGUUGCUAAAGCUGGUAUAAUCACGACUCUGAAUGCCCGAACGUCAAUACUUGCAUCGGCCAAUCCGAUACACUCAAAAUAUAACCCAAAACUAUCUAUCGUUGAAAAUAUUCAAUUGCCACCCACACUCAUGUCGAGAUUUGAUCUUAUUUACUUGGUUCUCGACAAAGUGGAUGAACAUUCGGAUAAGCAACUUGCAAAGCACAUAGUGUCCCUAUAUGUUGAGGACUCACCGCAGACGGAUGAAAACAGAUUUGUGCCUAUUGAGACAUUGACAAAGUACAUAGCAUAUGCUCGCAAACACUGCAAACCAAAACUACACGUUGACAAUAAUGAAGCCUAUCAAGCGCUCGUUGACGCGUAUAUUUCAAUGAGAAAACUAGGAGAAAAUCCGCGCACGAGCGAAAAGAUUAUCACAGCGACGACAAGACAGCUCGAAUCUAUGAUCCGACUAUCAGAGGCACACGCACGGAUGAAACUGGCAGAAUAUGUCGAAUUGGAAGAUGUCCAGGAGGCCGCGCGAUUACUACGCGAAGCUAUCAAACAAUACGCAUGGGAUCCGGAGACAGGCAAGAUAGACAUGGAUCUGAUAAACACUGGACAAGGUACUCACGAAAGACGCAUACUGGAAGACAUAGGAAAUGCUUUACAAGAACUACUCAGGAAGAAAGGUGGAGCACGCACGUCGUGGAGAACUCUAUUACUCGAAUUAAACGAACAAUCUGAUUUGGAAAUCACUGAGAGACAGUUCGAAACUGCCGCGAGAACUUUAGAGCAACAAGGUGUUCUUAGAAUUACGGGCAAUGGAGCUGAGCGCACUAUAAGUAUAUAG
Messenger RNA from Paraglomus brasilianum, 2556 nucleotides. The record is from the annotation of a GenBank genome assembly. NCBI's taxonomy places the organism in Eukaryota, Fungi, Glomeromycota, Glomeromycetes, Paraglomerales, Paraglomeraceae.